This is a messenger RNA of Papilio xuthus (Asian swallowtail), 408 nucleotides long. RefSeq lists its product as uncharacterized. The record is from RefSeq and is a predicted model, not a curated record. Bases 64 to 408 code for a protein of 114 amino acids. The transcript has 4 exons. Lineage: Eukaryota; Metazoa; Arthropoda; Insecta; Lepidoptera; Papilionidae.
AAGUACAUAACUAACUGCACGGCGACCGCUGCGCGCACCAGCGAUCACUCGCUAAUAACAAACAUGACAGGCACAACACUUGUCACAUACAACAACAAUGUUAGCAUAGCUAUAAUCCUUCAAAUGAAAUCAGGUCGUAACUUCAAGUUGACUUACAAGAUUUGCGAAGUGGUUCAAGUUAAAUGGUUGACGGACUUCAUGAAGAAAUACACCAACUUACCUCACACGUGCCCCUUUAAACCGGCUACAUACAAUUUCUACAACAUGCAUUUGCCGCCAAAAAACAUGCCAAUUCCGAUUCCGGAGCGGGAUUUUGAAGUCGUCCUGCAAGUGUUUGUAACCGACACCAAAGAGAUAAUUGUUGACAUUGUUACAAUACUUGGUAAAGUAUCAAUAAAUCAAAAUUAA